Messenger RNA from Drosophila innubila, 4501 nucleotides. RefSeq names its product ecdysone receptor. Gene Ontology annotation, biological process: negative regulation of transcription by RNA polymerase II; cell differentiation; ecdysone receptor signaling pathway. Gene Ontology annotation, cellular component: nucleus. The transcript has 6 exons. Gene Ontology annotation, molecular function: zinc ion binding; RNA polymerase II cis-regulatory region sequence-specific DNA binding; nuclear receptor activity. Bases 1594 to 4233 code for a protein of 879 amino acids. The record is from RefSeq and is a predicted model, not a curated record. Lineage: Eukaryota; Metazoa; Arthropoda; Insecta; Diptera; Drosophilidae.
CGGUGGUGGAUUUCGUGGUGAAUUUCGAUGAAGUUCAUCAUUUUGAAUUUAACAGAGCAAUAACAUUUAGUAUUUGUUUGGACUUUGUCGUUAACGGUUCGUUCUCCCGUUCGCUCGUUCGUUCGUUGUGUUAUUUGCGGUUUGCUUUUGAACAAAUUAAAAAAAAAAAUUAUUAAUAUUAAUAAAAAUAAUAUCUAAUAGCAAAACGGUUUCUCUGAAACUUUUGUUUAUAACACGCGUUGAAACAAAAAUAAAUAUACAAAAAAUAUAUUCUCUAUACAAUAAAAAUUGUUAAACACACAACAAGUGCAAUUUAAUAAUAAUACAACAAAAGAAAAACCAAAACAAGAAAGUGCAAAUGCAUUGUAGCUGAACAAGUUGAUAAAUAUAUAUAGAUAUUAUAGCAAAUAAAGUUGCUCGAUUUCAAAUAUUUUGUGGGGAAAAAAUAGUUUUGUGAGUGCAACUCAAGUCGCGGCAUGCGGCAUGCUUUUAAAAUAGCCGCAAUCCAACACAAAAAACUAUAAGAAUCAAAAUAAAAAUAAAAAAAAUUCAAAACGAAGACGAAAUGUGUAAAUAAAAACGCACAUGAAUCUAAACAUUUUACAGUGAAAGCAAACACACCACCAACAACACACCUACACACACAACCACAUAAACACGGGAGAACUAUCAAACAUCAACAACAGCCAAAACAGCAACAACAACAGAGGCAACGUUUAUCAUUGACUGCGCUACGUAAUCAACGGGGGCAGCGCAGCCAAGAAGAAGAGCAGGAAGAGCAAGAGAAAGAGCAACAACAACAAACAACGACGUCAGACAAACGUCUACAGUUUGUCUGUCUCUUCUGUCUAGUCCAUUAUAACGCAUGUCCUGCGGUCUUCAAAGCAAGGAGUACGAGAGCAGGAAGAGUGAGAAGAGUGAGAAAAGGAGAAGAAGAAGAUACAGAUAUAUCGACUACUGCCUGUCUGCCGACUACUGCCUCAUUGACUAACUGACAAACUGACUGAUUGACUGAUUUCGCGUUUCGUUUCGUUUCGUUUCGUCUCAUCUCGUUUCGUUCUCUGCCCGCAUCAAAGUGAUUCCAGUUUUUAACAGUUGUUUCCCCAAGUGCUUUUUUAACAAAUGGUGCAAAUUGAAAAGCAGCACAAAAGUUACAGUGUCUCAAAAAUCAUAUAAAAAGCAAAAGAAAUUCAAGAAUUAUUAGUGUCACAAAAAGAAAAGAAUAUUUGGAUUAUUAUAUAAAUAUCUUUUGUAAAUGGAUAACAACCUUUAUGGAUUAGUAGCUGAACUGGCGCAUUAUAUAGAUGCUAACGCAUUUGAUUGUUAAAGACGCUCGAAGAACGCCAUAAAAAUGUAUUUUGAACGCAAGCAAGUGCGUAAAAAAUACUAAAAACAAAAUAUAUACAGAAAAAUCAAUUGAAUCUAUAUCAAAGAAGAGAAUCCUCAAAGAGGUCGCUUCAAAAGCAACUCUACAGAAAGAGGAACGUAUCUUUGAAGUGAGAAAUUCAGGACAAGGGACACAAUUUGUCCGCAGGUUAUUUAAGAGGAAGUUGAAUUAAAAACAGCAGCACAACGGCGACCAUCGGCUACCAAAUGAUGAAACGACGCUGGUCGAACAAUGGCGGCUUCCUGCGCAUACAGGAGGAAUCCUCCUCGGAGGUGACCUCUUCGAGCAAUGGAUUAGUCCUGCCAUCGGGCAUUAAUAUGUCGCCCUCAUCGCUGGACUCCCAUGACUAUGGUGAACAGGAGCUCUGGCUAUGUGGCAACGAUGCCAGCAGCGUCUAUGGCAAUGUUAAUGGCAACACAUUGGGGCAUGGAAAUGGCCAGCAACAGGGUGUCAUCACAGUCGCCAUGCACGGUUGUUCCAGCACGCUGCCACCCCAAACAACCAUAAUACCCAUCAACAGCAACAACAACAACAAUAACACAAAUAAUAUUAAUAAUAAUAAUAAUAACAAUAACAAUAGUAAUGGUUCUAUGAAUGGCAAUGGACAUUAUGUUCCCGGUGCCACAAAUCUGGGCUCAUUGACCAAUGGACAUAAUAUGGGGAGUCUGGUUAAUGGCAUGCAACAGUUGCAACAAAAUGGUCACAGUCUCAUCAAUUCAACAACGCCCAACAUGCAACAACAGCAACAGCAACAACAACAGCAACAGAAUGGGGCAGGUGUCAUGGGCGGCAUCAUGAGUGGCAUGAGCCUCAAUUCGCUACAUCACACGAAUGGCAAUUCAAAUGGACUCGGCGGACCAACAACAGGAAUUGUUGGCAACAACAACAACAACAACAUUAUGGGCGGACCCAUGGGCAUGGGCAUGCAACACACGCCGCGAAGUGAUUCAGCAAAUUCCAUUUCAUCAGGUCGCGAUGAUCUCUCGCCCUCGAGCAGCCUCAAUGGCUACUCCGCCAACGAGGGCUGCGAUGCGAAGAAGAGCAAGAAGGGUCCGGCUCCUCGUCUACAGGAGGAGCUGUGCCUGGUGUGCGGAGACAGGGCGUCGGGCUAUCAUUACAAUGCGCUCACCUGCGAGGGCUGCAAAGGUUUCUUCCGCCGCAGCGUGACAAAGAAUGCCGUCUACUGUUGCAAAUUCGGACGGGCCUGUGAGAUGGACAUGUAUAUGAGACGCAAGUGUCAGGAGUGUAGACUGAAGAAAUGUCUGGCCGUUGGCAUGCGGCCGGAAUGCGUUGUCCCGGAGAAUCAGUGCGCCAUGAAGCGGCGCGAGAAGAAGGCCCAAAAGGAGAAGGACAAGGUGUCCAGUUCGCCCAGCUCACAGCAUGGCAUCAACUCCAACUCGGGUCCUGGCUCUGGCAACGGUCCACACGGCACCCAUGAUUACGUCAAGAAGGAGAUACUCGACCUCAUGACGUGUGAGGCGCCCCAGCAUGCCACAAUUCCGCUACUACCUGAUGAUAUUUUGGCCGAGUGUCAAGCGCGCAAUAUACCUCCAUUAACGUUCAAUCAGUUGGCCGUUAUAUAUAAAUUAAUUUGGUAUCAGGAUGGCUAUGAGCAGCCAUCCGAAGAGGAUCUCAAGCGUAUUAUGAGUCAACCGGAUGAGAAUGAGAGUCAAACGGAUGUCAGUUUUCGGCACAUCACCGAGAUAACCAUACUCACAGUGCAGUUGAUAGUGGAGUUUGCGAAAGGAUUACCAGCGUUUACAAAGAUACCCCAAGAGGAUCAGAUCACGUUACUCAAGGCCUGCUCAUCGGAAGUAAUGAUGUUGAGAAUGGCCCGACGCUACGAUCACAAUUCGGAUUCGAUAUUCUUUGCGAAUAAUCGAUCGUAUACACGCGACUCGUACAAAAUGGCCGGAAUGGCGGAUAAUAUUGAGGAUCUGUUGCACUUUUGCCGCCAGAUGUUCUCAAUGAAGGUGGACAACGUGGAGUAUGCGCUACUCACUGCCAUUGUGAUCUUCUCGGAUCGGCCGGGCCUGGAGAAGGCCCAGCUGGUUGAAGCGAUACAAAGCUAUUACAUCGACACGCUACGCAUUUAUAUACUCAAUCGCCAUUGUGGCGACUCCAUGAGUCUCGUCUUCUACGCCAAACUGCUCUCCAUACUCACCGAGCUGCGCACGCUCGGCAAUCAGAAUGCCGAAAUGUGUUUCUCCCUCAAGCUCAAGAAUCGCAAGCUACCCAAAUUUCUGGAAGAGAUCUGGGAUGUCCAUGCCAUACCGCCAUCGGUGCAAUCCCAUCUGCAGGCCCAACAGGAAGAGCAGGAACGCUUGGCGCGAGCGGAGCGUAUGCGUGGUGCAGUUGGUGGUGCCAUCACCGCUGGACUGGAUGCCGAUUCGGCAUCUACAUCCUCACAGGCGGCACUUGCGGCAGCGGCACAACAACAACAACAGCAUCAACAACAACAACAUCAACAGCUGCACACGAUGCCCGUUCACACACUGCCUCUGCCGCUGCCGCCCUCUGCCAGCGGUGGUUCCGUCUCAGCAGUCAGCACUAGCAGCGAUUAUAUUGGUGGUGGUGGUGGUGGAGGAGGAGGAGGAGGCGGCGGCGGUGGAGCAGGCGGCGGCGGAGGCGCUGGAGUCGCUGGUGUUGGCGGUGGUGCUCUUGGGCCAACCACAGCGGCAGCCAGCUCCUCGACCAGCAUCACAGCCGCUGUGCCGGCGAGCUCGACAACCGCAGCGGUGGCCAACGGCGGUGGUGCGAAUGUCAGCAUGUAUGCCAACGCCCAUGCGGCAAUGGCGCUUAUGGGCGUGCCCCUCAAAUCGGAGCAUUCAACGACAACGGCAUAGCCCCUGCUUGGAGGCGUUAAUCUUGGGGGAGUCCUGCUAGGCAGCAUUAUUGAGUGAAAAGGGAGAAGGCGGGUCAGGGCGGUGCGGGGCUGGGCGUGGCAGCUUGUAUACAAUACAUAUACACACACAUAUGUAGUUGAAAUAGAUUUAAAAUCUAAAUACCGCAUGCAAAUUAAUGCGCAUCUGAGAAAAAUGCUACCAUUUUGUGAAAAAUAGCAAAGAGAAAAAGCAAAAAAAAACUACAAAAAGUAAGCGUAAAAUGCAGUUA